Daucus carota subsp. sativus is the source of this 1086-nucleotide messenger RNA. RefSeq names its product protein SODIUM POTASSIUM ROOT DEFECTIVE 2. The transcript is spliced from 3 exons. The coding region runs from base 111 to 956 and encodes 281 amino acids. Lineage: Eukaryota; Viridiplantae; Streptophyta; Magnoliopsida; Apiales; Apiaceae. Gene Ontology annotation, molecular function: metal ion binding. The record is from RefSeq and is a predicted model, not a curated record.
UUAUAACCCAAAAAUCAAAGUGGCCAAUCCAAUCCUUAUGUUAGUUUGGUUCUCAUAAGCCAGCCAGAGUUUCUGCAUAUUCAACAAGCCCUUGUUCAUUUCUCACAGACAUGAAGUCUAUAGACUUGUUAUGCGCCUCUCCAGCUUCCACAGCUAUAUGCUCCAGCACGGAUCUUCGUGCCAUGGUCCGUAGCCAUGGCACGAGAUCCGUGGACCGUCGUAGACAUCACUACAUGAGUGAUCACUAUCCAAGAAAAUCCAGGAACAAUGUUCCUGUCAUUCCUUGCUCUUCACAGCUGCCUAGCAUUCCUUCUUCGUACUAUCAGAAGAGCAGGAAAAGCGCUUCUGAUCACUCUUCUGCUGCUCGAGGUGAUCGAGAGCUACGGAGAAAAAGCUCCACUGAUAUUAUUAAUGAUCUAGCAACCACAACUCCUUAUGGAUCUUCUAGGUAUCUUUUGAGUGACAGGCCUUUUGAUGAACUCUUACCGCAGACAGAUAAUGCAUUGGCAUUGGUUCCUAGUGAGCCUGUAGCGCCUCGACGCGUAGGAGAGAAUGAUUCUGCAUUGGUUUCUGGCAAUCAGGAUCCACGGCCCCGUGCCAGAACAGGCUCUAAUGACAGUCUUGUUCUAACAUCUAAUAUUACCAAGCAGAAGCAGCUGGUGCUUAGCCAGCCUGCACGCAGACACGAAUCUUCUGCUCAUAAAUCUUCGUCGGCUCGGUCUCAGACCCGUCACCAGGUGGUGGAGCUUAUGGUGUCGAUUCAUUGCAAGGGAUGUGAAGGGAAAGUGAGAAAACAUAUUUCCAGAAUGGAAGGAGUGAGUUCAUUCAGUAUUGAUAGAGCAACAAAGAAAGUGAUAGUGAUCGGAGAAGUAACACCCUUUGGAGUACUUUCAAGCAUUUCAAAAGUGAAGAAUGCUCAGUUCUGGCCCUGUCCAACUUCUUUAUCUUCUUCCUAGUCUCCCUAACAACUUAUUUCUUUGCUUGUUCUGAGAUUUGGAUUCAGUGUUAAUUCUGUCCGUAAAAUGUUUAUGUAUAUCUGAGAUUAUACUUUUUUAUAUGAAUCUUUUACUCUCUUUUUUCUUUCCA